Dipodomys ordii (Ord's kangaroo rat) is the source of this 4729-nucleotide messenger RNA. It is a transcript of the gene Edc4, whose product is annotated as enhancer of mRNA decapping 4. Gene Ontology annotation, biological process: deadenylation-independent decapping of nuclear-transcribed mRNA. The record is from RefSeq and is a predicted model, not a curated record. Gene Ontology annotation, cellular component: P-body. The coding region runs from base 174 to 4382 and encodes 1402 amino acids. Gene Ontology annotation, molecular function: protein binding. NCBI's taxonomy places the organism in Eukaryota, Metazoa, Chordata, Mammalia, Rodentia, Heteromyidae. The transcript has 29 exons.
UUGGUGGGGUUAGCGGAGACGGACACGGCACGGCGGCCGUUUAAUAGCUGUAGGUGGACUGGGUGUAGCGACCCGCGUCUCGCCGUCUGGCUGGGUUGCGGCCGGGCUAAGCCGAGUGGUGAGCGGCGGCAGCGGAACUAACGCCAUAAGGUGGGACUCGAGAGGCUGGGUCCAUGGCCUCCUGCGCGAGCAUCGACAUCGAGGACGCCACGCAGCAUCUGCGGGACAUCCUCAAGCUGGACCGGCCGGCAGGGGGCACCAGUGCAGAAAGCCAGAGGCCACCUAGUACCUACAAUGGGGACCUCAAUGGGCUCCUGGUUCCAGAGCCCCUCAGCUCAGGUGAUCGUACAUCAACAAACAAGCCUGGUUUGCGGACCAUGCCACCCAUUAACCUGCAGGAGAAGCAGGUCAUCUGCCUCUCUGGAGAUGACAGCUCCACCUGCAUUGGAAUUUUGGCCAAGGAGGUGGAGAUUGUGGCCAGCAGUGACUCUAGCAUUUCAAGCAAGGCACGCGGGAGCAACAAGGUGAAAAUUCAGCCUGUAGCUAAAUAUGACUGGGAACAGAAGUACUACUAUGGCAACCUGAUUGCUGUAUCUAACUCCUUCUUGGCAUAUGCUAUUCGGGCUGCCAACAAUGGUUCAGCGAUGGUGCGAGUGAUCAGUGUCAGCACUUCGGAGCGGACCCUGCUCAAGGGUUUCACAGGCAGUGUGGCUGAUCUGGCCUUUGCACACCUCAACUCUCCUCAGCUGGCCUGCUUAGAUGAGGCGGGCAACCUGUUUGUAUGGCGCUUAGCUCUAGUUAAUGGCAAAAUUCAAGAAGAGAUCUUAGUCCAUAUCCGACAGCCAGAGGGUGCAUCACUAAACCAAUUCCGUAGGAUCAUCUGGUGCCCUUUCAUCCCUGAGGAGAGCGAGGACUGUUGUGAGGAGAGCAGCCCAAUGGUGGCCCUUCUGCAUGAAGACCGGGCUGAGGUAUGGGACCUGGAAAUGCUCCGCUCUAGCCACAACACCUGGCCUGUGGAUGUCAGCCAAAUCAAGCAAGGCUUCAUUGUGGUAAAAGGCCACAGCACGUGCCUAAGUGAAGGAGCCCUCUCCCCUGACGGGACUGUCCUGGCUACUGCAAGUCAUGAUGGAUACGUCAAGUUCUGGCAGAUUUACAUUGAAGGGCAAGAUGAGCCAAGGUGUCUCCAUGAGUGGAAACCUCAUGAUGGACGGCCCCUCUCCUGUCUCCUGUUCUGUGAUAACCAUAAGAAACAGGACCCUGAAGUCCCAUUCUGGAGGUUCCUCAUUACUGGUGCUGACCAGAAUCGGGAGCUGAAGAUGUGGUGCACAGUGUCCUGGACCUGUCUGCAGACCAUUCGUUUCUCCCCAGAUAUCUUCAGUUCAGUGAGUGUGCCCCCCAGCCUUAAGGUUUGCUUGGAUCUCUCAGCAGAAUACCUUAUUCUCAGUGAUGUACAACGGAAGGUUCUCUAUGUGAUGGAGCUGCUACAGAAUCAGGAGGAGGGCCGGGCCUGCUUCAGCUCCAUCUCGGAGUUCCUACUCACCCACCCUGUGCUGAGCUUUGGCAUCCAGGUUGUGAGUCGCUGCCGACUACGACACACUGAGGUACUGCCUGCUGAGGAAGAAAAUGACAGCCUAGGAGCUGAGAAUUCCCAUGGAGCCGGUGCCGUGGAGUCUGCAGCUGGUGUGCUCAUCAAGCUUUUUUGUGUACACACUAAGGCACUGCAGGAUGUGCAGAUCCGCUUCCAGCCACAGCUAAACCCUGAUGUCGUGGCCCCACUCCCCACCCACACUGCCCAUGAAGACUUUACUUUUGGAGAAUCUCGACCCGAACUGAGCAAUGAGGGCCUAGGGUCAGCUGCUCAUGGAUCUCAGUCUGAUCUCCGACGCAUAGUGGAGCUGCCUGCACCUGCUGAUUUCCUCAGCCUAAGCAAUGAGACCAAGCCUAAGUUGAUGACACCUGAUGCCUUCAUGACACCUACUGCCUCCCUGCAGCAGAUCACUGCAUCUCCUGGCAGCAGUAGCAACAGCAGUAGUAGCAGCAGCAGCUCUCUAACAGCUGUGUCUGCCGUGAGCAGCACCUCAGCUGUGGACCCCUCAUUGUCCAGUCUUCCUGCCAGCAGGCCACCUGAGGAGCUGACCUUGAGCCCCAAGCUACAGCUGGAUAGCAGUUUGACAAUGAGCAGCAGCAGCAGCCUGCAGACAAGCCCUCGAAGCCUCCUGCCUGGCCUGCUCCCAGGCCCAGCUGACAAACUGACUCCCAAGGGGCCUGGGCAGGUAUCUACUGCUGCCUCUGCACUGUCCGUGGAGCUGCAGGAAGUGGAGCCCCUAGGGCUACCCCAGGCCUCCCCCAGUCGCACUCGCUCCCCUGAUGUUAUCUCCUCGGCUUCUACUGCCCUAUCCCAGGACAUUCCUGAGAUUGCAUCUGAGGCCCUGUCCCGUGGCUUUGGCUCCUCUGCUGCCGAGGGCCUUGAGCCAGACAGUAUGGCCUCAGCUGCCUCGGCACUACACCUACUGUCGCCACGGCCCCGAGCAGGGCCAGAGCUUGGUUCCCAGCUUGGCCUAGAAGGAGGCCCUGGGGACGGGGAUCGACAUAGUACCCCUUCUCUACUGGAGGCAGCCUUGACCCAGGAGGCUGCGACCCCUGAUAGUCAGGUCUGGCCCACAGCUCCUGACAUCACUCGUGAGACCUGUAGCACACUGGCAGAGAGCCCUAGGAAUGGUCUCCAGGAAAAGCACAAAAGCCUAGCUUUCCACCGACUACCUUAUCACCUGCUGCAGCAACAUGACAGCCAGGACACCAGUGCUGAACAAAGUGACCAUGAUGAUGAGGUGGCCAGUCUUGCCUCUGCUUCUGGAGGCUUCAGCGCCAAAAUUCCCACUCCACGGCUGCCUGCCAAGGACUGGAAAACCAAAGGAUCCCCUCGGAGCUCACCCAAGCUCAAGAGGAAAAGCAAGAAGGAUGACGGGGAUUCAGCUGUGGGAUCCCGGCUCACGGAGCACCAUGUGGUAGAGCCCCCGGAAGACUGGCCAGCACUAAUUUGGCAGCAACAGAGAGAGCUGGCGGAGCUGCGACACAGCCAAGAAGAGCUGCUGCAGCGUCUUUGUGCCCAGCUUGAAGGUCUGCAGAGUACUGUCACAGGCCAUGUAGAACGUGCCCUAGAGACCCGACACGAGCAGGAACAGCGGCGACUAGAGCGGGCACUGGCUGAGGGACAGCAGCGAGGUGGGCAGCUUCAGGAGCAGCUGACUCAGCAGAUGUCUCAAGCACUGUCCUCAGCUGUGGCUGGGCGGCUGGAGCGCAGUAUACGGGAUGAGAUCAAGAAGACAGUUCCUCCAUGUGUCUCCAGGAGUCUGGAGCCUGUGGCAGGACAACUGAGCAACUCAGUCGCUACUAAGCUCACAGCUGUGGAGGGCAGCAUGAAAGAGAAUGUCUCCAAGUUACUCAAGUCCAAGAACUUGACAGAUGCCAUUGCCCGAGCAGCUGCAGAUACAUUACAGGGGCCAAUGCAAGCUGCUUACCGUGAAGCCUUCCAGAGUGUAGUACUGCCUGCCUUCGAGAAGAGCUGCCAGGCCAUGUUCCAGCAGAUCAAUGAUAGCUUUCGGCUGGGCACACAGGAAUAUUUGCAGCAACUAGAAAGCCACAUGAAGAGUCGGAAGGCACGGGAACAGGAGGCCAGGGAGCCUGUGCUGGCCCAACUUCGGGGCCUGGUCAGUACACUGCAGAGUGCCACUGAGCAGAUGGUGGCCACUGUGUCCAGCAGUGUUCGGGCUGAGGUGCAGCACCAACUUCAUUUGGCUGUGGGCAGUCUACAGGAGUCAAUUUUAGCACAAGUACAACGCAUUGUUAAGGGUGAGGUGAGCGUGGCACUCAAAGAGCAGCAGGCAACCGUCACCUCCAGCAUCAUGCAGGCCAUGCGCUCAGCUGCUGGUACACCUGUCCCCUCUGCCCACCUUGACUGCCAGGCUCAGCAAGCCCAUAUCCUGCAGUUGCUGCAGCAGGGCCACCUCAAUCAGGCCUUCCAGCAGGCACUGACAGCUGCUGACCUGAACCUGGUGCUCUAUGUGUGUGAAACUGUGGACCCAGCCCAGGUUUUUGGGCAACCACCCUGUCCACUCUCCCAGCCUGUUCUCCUUUCCCUCAUCCAGCAGCUGGCAUCAGACCUUGGCACUAGAACUGACCUCAAGCUCAGUUACCUGGAAGAGGCUGUGAUGCACCUGGACCACAGUGACCCCAUCACUCGAGACCAUAUGGGCUCUGUCAUGGCACAGGUGCGCCAAAAGCUUUUCCAGUUCUUACAGGCGGAGCCUCACAACUCACUCGGCAAAGCAGCCCGGCGUCUCAGCCUGAUGCUUCAUGGCCUUGUGACCCCCAGCCUCCCUUAGCAGCUAAGCCUGCCUUGCACAGGGGUGGGGUGUCACUGAGGGCCAGCAGACAGACCUAUGCCAAGGCCUGCUUAUGUCUGCUGUUUACCUGCUCAGGCUUCCACCUUGAGUGUUCAAGGUGGAGGACAAGGUGUACUGGCUGUGGUCUACAGAUUGUGGUAGCCAGCAGGGUUAGUUUGGGCCUAGGCAGGUAUUGUGCUUGCUUGGGUUUUUCCAUGCCUGAAGCAUGAAUUUAAGAUCAUGACACUCCUUGAGUUGGAUUUUCCAUGUUCCUUUUUACCUCCAAUUUGGAUCUUUUUGUUUUUGAAAAACACUGAGAAAUUCAAUUAAAUGCUUUUGGAAUAAAA